UCACUGGAUGAGAGAAGACUGGAAUCAUGUCGGAGUUUUGGUUAAUUUCUGCCCCUGGCGACAAAGAAAAUUUACAAGCUCUGGAGAGGAUGAAUACUGUAACCGCCAAGUCCAACCUGUCUUUUAAUACCAAGUUCGCUAUUCCUGACUUCAAGGUGGGGACCUUGGAUUCCCUGGUUGGCCUCUCCGAUGAGUUGGGGAAACUCGACACCUUUGCUGAAAGCCUCAUAAAGAAGAUGGCUCAGAGCGUGGUGGAAGUCAUGGAGGACUCCAAGGGCAAAGUCCAGGAGAACCUCCUGGCCAACGGAGUUGACUUAACAUCUUUUGUGACCCACUUUGAAUGGGACAUGGCCAAAUAUCCUGCAAAGCAACCGCUUGUGAGCGUGGUGGACACUCUAGCAAAGCAACUGGCCCAGAUCGAAACAGACCUGAAGUCCCGGACAGCCGCCUACCACACUCUGAAGAUGAGCCUGGAGAAUGUGGAGAAGAGAUCUAUGGGCAACCUCUUCACCCGGACCCUGAGCGAUAUUGUGAACAAAGAAGACUUUGUGCUGGAUUCAGAAUAUCUCAUCACACUCCUGGUCAUCGUCCCCAAACCAAACUACACACAGUGGCAAAAAACCUACGAAUCUCUGUCGGACAUGGUGGUCCCUCGGUCGACCAAACUGAUUGCUGAGGACAACGAGGGUGGCCUCUUCACUGUGACUUUGUUUCGAAAAGUGAUUGAUGAUUUCAAAACCAAGGCCAAAGAGAACAAGUUCACUGUGCGUGAAUUUUACUAUGAUGAAAAAGAAAUUAAAAGGGAAAGGGAAGAGAUGUCCAGAUUGCUGUCUGAUAAGAAGCAACAAUAUCAAACUUCCUGUGUUGCUCUUAAAAAGGGAUCAUCUACCUUCCCGGACCACAAGGUUAAGGUAACCCCGCUAGGUAACCCCGCUAGGCCCGCUGCGGGGCAGACCGACAGAGAGAGAGAGAGUGAGGGCGAGGGUGAGGGCCCCCUGCUGCGCUGGCUCAAGGUGAACUUCAGUGAGGCCUUCAUUGCCUGGAUCCACAUCAAGGCCCUGAGAGUGUUCGUGGAGUCCGUGCUCAGGUAUGGACUGCCAGUGAACUUCCAGGCAGUGCUCCUGCAGCCACAUAAGAAGUCAUCCACCAAGCGCUUAAGAGAGGUUCUAAACUCUGUCUUCAGACAUCUGGAUGAAGUGGCCGCUGCAAGUAUACUGGAUGCAUCAGUAGAGAUCCCUGGAUUGCAACUCAGUAACCAAGACUAUUUUCCCUAUGUCUACUUCCAUAUCGACCUGAGUCUUCUCGACUAGAAAGGUCAGCUGGCAUCAAGUCUCAUGUUCAAUGUAGACUACAGCAGACGCCGCAAUCCCUUAGCCAGAGAAGAGUUCAGAUGUUCUACAUAGAUUUUUCAGAUAAAUUGCUCACAGAAGUUAGUUACAGUUGUAUUUAUUUUUUUUAAGUUACAAUAAAAUACUCUCAAGUCC
Messenger RNA from Carlito syrichta (Philippine tarsier), 1484 nucleotides. RefSeq names its product ATPase H+ transporting V1 subunit C2 (gene ATP6V1C2). Gene Ontology annotation, cellular component: lysosomal membrane; vacuolar proton-transporting V-type ATPase, V1 domain. Gene Ontology annotation, biological process: proton transmembrane transport. The transcript has 13 exons. Lineage: Eukaryota; Metazoa; Chordata; Mammalia; Primates; Tarsiidae. Gene Ontology annotation, molecular function: proton-transporting ATPase activity, rotational mechanism. The record is from RefSeq and is a predicted model, not a curated record. Bases 27 to 1310 code for a protein of 427 amino acids.